GUGAGGUCCCUCUCUUGUGCUAAUUAGCCGAGCCCCGUUUUCGGGCACAACCACUUUGAAACAGCAAAAUGGCCCCCAAGAAGGCCGCCAAGGGCGAUGAGGCCCCCAAGGAGGUUGUCAGCCUGGGCCCGACUGUCCGCGAGGGCGAGCACGUCUUCGGCGUCGCUCACAUUUUCGCGAGCUUCAACGACACGUUCGUGCAUGUGACUGAUUUGUCUGGCCGGGAAACCAUCUCGCGCGUCACCGGCGGCAUGAAGGUCAAGGCCGACCGCGACGAGUCCUCGCCCUACGCGGCCAUGCUUGCCGCGCAGGAUGUGGCUCAGAAGUGCAAGGAGCUGGGCAUCACUGCCCUGCACAUUAAGCUGCGCGCUACUGGCGGCAACCGGACCAAGACGCCCGGCCCCGGCGCUCAGUCCGCUCUGCGUGCCCUGGCCCGCGCUGGCAUGAAGAUUGGCCGCAUUGAGGACGUGACGCCCAUCCCCACCGACAGCACCCGCCGGAAGGGUGGCCGCCGCGGUCGCCGCCUGUAGAUCAGCAGCAGCAGCGGUUGCAGCAGCAGCAACAAUGGCAGGGGCAGCAGUGGUUCAGGCGCAAUGCUGCGCCUGUGUCUUCUUCUUUGUGUCGUCGUGGCUAACGCUGUAACGUGAGAGUUGUGGACG
Molecule: messenger RNA, 659 nt
Organism: Astrephomene gubernaculifera
Lineage: Eukaryota; Viridiplantae; Chlorophyta; Chlorophyceae; Chlamydomonadales; Astrephomenaceae
Source: the annotation of a GenBank genome assembly